Messenger RNA from Mesorhabditis spiculigera, 1207 nucleotides. The record is from the annotation of a GenBank genome assembly. NCBI's taxonomy places the organism in Eukaryota, Metazoa, Nematoda, Chromadorea, Rhabditida, Rhabditidae.
UGGUUCGGGCAUCGACCCAUACGGGCUUCACCACGAAUGCAAACCAGAUUGGUCUGGUGACAUUCCGACAGAUUGUGACAACACAUGGGCUAUCGCCAAGUACUUGAACGACCCGGCACGACGACGAAAUCUCGGUAUCCCACCCUCUGUGCAGGAUUGGAAGGUUUGCAGAAAUGCACAACAACUAAACUAUACGAAGCAAUACCCUACGGUACUGCCACAUGUGAAGCGAGCAUUAGAAGCGGGAGUAAAGGUGAUGCUCUACUUACGGAGUGAUGGAUGCGAUAUCACUCACAUAAUUGGUUAUCAAAAAAAAACGCCGACCUGGUUAUCUGGAAAUUUCCUCCGAAAUGGCCCGGGCAAGUUUAAAUUUGGUAAUGAUGAGGUAAAUCACUGGUUCGACGGUAUGGCCUAUCCACAGCGAUAUCACUUCAAAAAUGGCCGAAUGCAUUACUCCGCGAAAUUCCUGAAAUCCCACGCGUAUCUGGCUUGUGAGGAAGACGAGCGUCUCGCCGUGUCGACAUUUGCAACCCCGCGAAGCGCUCAAACAAAUUUCUUCGCACCGCCUUUCUUCACCUUUCACCAUGCCAAUGCCUUUGAGCGCGACAGAUUUUUGUACGUCGAUUUUUGUCUCGUGGAGAAUCCGGGGAAUUUCGAGGACUUGCUGCUACAACACAUGCGAGAUGGGUCAUUUUCGUCUAGGAACCCGUUGUUCCGCCCUUUUCUACAUCGAAUCGUCAUUCCUACCGAUGUUUCCGGCGAUAUUGAGGCUGGCAUCGACCUGGCGGAGGUCAAUUUCUAUUCGAAGAAACGCUCCUUUGAACUGCCACGCUAUAACGAACGUUUCACCGGGCUUCCCUAUCGAUUCGUGUAUGGGACAACGAUACUCUACGCCGCGGCGGAACGUCGGGUUCCCGGGGUGGUCAAAAACGAUGUCAACACCGGUGAGACGUCGAUCCACUACAAAGACGACGCGGAGCAACUUUUCGGAGAGCCUGUUUUCGUGCCAAGUCCGAACGGAACGGCCGAAGAUGACGGGAUCAUCCUCGUGCCGGUGAUGAGCGCGAACCGGCGGAAAAAGCCAAUUUUCAUGAUUCUCGACGCCAAAAGCCUCCGCGAGAUUUGUCGGUACGUUCUCCCCGUUCCACGGAUCCCCAUGGGUUUCCACGCAAUAUUCGUUGAUGCAGCAGCAGGAGACAAAGAAAAU